GAAUAAGGAGACACGCAGGCGCCUCGCACAAGCCUUGUCCACCCUCACUCACUCGAUCCCAUGGCGAAGAGGGACGUGUGAUACCACCGAUUCUGUGGAAGCGCAAAGUCGUCGGACGAACCUGACAGCGCACCGGCGGAGUUUGUUGGUUUGUCGCAGAGAGGGGCGGCAGCCGGCUGGGGCUCGUCUUGGUGGGGUUCAAUAGCCGGGACUUUUAAGGUACGGGGAUAGCAACUUCACCAGUACCAAAAGGGGGGGAAGAAGGUGGACAAAGGAAGGGACACGCGAUUCAGCAUGGUGGGACGCAGGCUCUCGUCCGACUCGGAGAGCAACUAUGACCCGAGCGAGGACGACGAAAGUAUUGUCAACGACCUCGUCAGCCCUCGCAUCGAAGCCCGUGCAUCUUCAUCGUUGCGCGCCUCGCGCCGGUCAAAAGAAGACGCAUCACGGAAAAGGGGCCGGCAGCGUGGUGCUGCUGCUGUUGCGAACCGCGCGCCGGCUUCGUCGCCUUCGCCUUCUCCAACCCCUUCAUCCAAAUCAAAGAAGGAGAAAAGCAUAUUGCGCGCAAAGCCUAUCGCCUCGUUUGUGGGACCAGCGCCCAAGCCAGACAUUCUAUGCGCCUUCUGUGCGCAACCAGCAGGAUCAAGAAAGGAUGCAAUCCUUGUCAGCUGUGCGGAAUGUGGAAGCAGCGGUCAUCCAAAUUGCAUGAAGUGGAAUCGUAACACGAGGAAGAUCGCCGUUGCACAAGAGUACAAUUGGCGUUGCAUGGAGUGCAAGACAUGUGAGGACUGCUGCGAAAAGGGCGACGAUAGCCAAAUCAUGUUCUGCGAUCGAUGUGAUCGGGGGUGGCACUUGUACUGCCUCGAUCCUCCCUUGCAGAAGCCGCCGAAAGGUGAUUGGAUCUGUCCGACGUGCAAGACGCUUGAAGCCUACGUUCGACGAACUAAAAUGACGAAGGCUCGAAAGUUGGCUCUUGGUGCCUCGGCACGCUCACCCUCCGUCGCGUCUCCCCUGGCUUCGUCUUACGGCGCAUGGGAGCAGGGUGCAAACUUCGGUAGCGUUUCGCUUGGUCAUUCAUCUGAUGAGGAUGAGGCACCUCGGUAUAAAGGUCCGAUGAGAGCAAGCUCGCCGCUACCUAUGCACGUCGAUCACAAAACUUCACCAAACACACUCGGCAAGGUCCGACAGGCGAGCGGGAAUGGACGAGGAAGAAGGAUACGAAAGCCGAUUGACCUUGAUCGUUCUUACGAAAUCAGCAGCCCCAAGCGUUCAGACUCACCCAGCGUCAGGGACACGGCACAUUCGUCGCGGUCUACUAGUCGCGGUCGGCAUAGUGGUUCUGCUGCUGAAGAAAAUCCAGUCAAUGGCAUCAAGGGCAAGGACAAAGCUUCCACCAUCGUCAGAUUGAAGCUCAAUCACGCAUCGAAGCUCAGCUCGAAUAAAGCCCCCGUCAUGAAGCAGCAAAGCAAUAACAGAAACGGUGGUAGGCACAGUCGUGCGGCAAGACCAAAGUCUUUGGCCUUACCGACUUCCAGUGCGUUUGACGACGACUUCGGCGAUUCAGAUGGCUCGAGCUCUUCGCGACAAGGUCCAGUACCUCGUCUAUCACCUUCUAACGCAUCAGAUGAACGCGAUGACGAGAGUGAUGAGGAGGACAUUGAUCGCUUCAAGGGCGUCUUGACGGGACCCGAUGCGGACGUAUCUAAAGCAGUACCCAUGGAUGAGGACAAAGAGAGGUUCGAGAGGAGCAAGCACGCCGCAGAAGGCAGGCUAGGGGGUGCAGUUGCGAGCUUGCCAGGAUCUACCAGUGGGCGAGUCAUUCGCAAACCUGUUCAGCCAACCUUCCUGUCGACGCCAAGCACUUCAACCUCUGGCUACUUCUCCCUCUCGCCCUGGGCUGGCGCUGGAACAGGAGGAGAACAUGUUCGACCAUCAAGAAACGCGAAGGGGCCCGAGGUCCCUACCAACGCAUCGACGCCGAAGACACCAGGGACGCCUGCUUCUAUUGAGGCAACGGUCGCAUCCUCAGCUGAAAGCGGCACAGCCAUGCCCAUCAAGACGGUACGAUUUGGCGAGUUCGACAUCGAUACCUGGUACCAAGCUCCCUAUCCGGAAGAGUACAGCAGAGUUCCUGAUGGCCGGCUCUGGAUCUGCGAGUACUGCCUUAAAUACAUGAAGAGUCGAUUCAUGGCUAGCCGUCACCGGAUGAAGUGCAAGAUGCGUCACCCGCCUGGCGACGAGAUAUAUCGUGACGGCAACGUCUCUGUGUUCGAGGUGGACGGUCGCAAGAACAAAAUUUACUGCCAGAAUUUGUGUCUGCUGGCAAAGAUGUUCCUGGACCACAAGACGCUCUACUACGACGUCGAGCCCUUUCUCUUCUACAUUGUUGCCGAGAUGGAUCAGCUUGGCGCCCAUUUCGUCGGCUACUUUUCCAAAGAGAAGCGAAGUCCGCUUAACUACAACGUCAGCUGCAUUAUGACACUUCCCAUUCGGCAAAGGCGUGGCUGGGGAAACUUCAUCAUCGACAUCAGCUAUCUUUUGUCUCGAAAGGAGAAAAGGCUUGGCUCACCAGAAAAGCCCCUCUCAGACUUAGGUCUGCUCAGUUACCGCAACUACUGGACCCUCGCUGUGUUCUAUUAUCUCAAGUCGGCUCCCGAUCGGGUCACGUUCGAAGACAUCAGCGGAGCCACCGCAAUGACAGCAGAGGACGUCUUCUACGUGCUCAGGGAGCAAGAUAUGAUCACAGUAUCUGAUGGACAAUCUGGAAGAAUCCGAGCGCCAGCCACCUCGAAGUACAAGUCACGAGAUGGUUCCGUAUCGAACACGGCAGAGGGCAUCUCAAAUGGACGCUCGCGGGGCGGAGCUUCGGCAAGUCGGGCAGCGGCAGCAAGCAAAGACAAAGAGAGCGCCCUGGCCGUACCAAAGGACUACAGCAUCCACUUCGAUCGCGAUUAUGUCAUUGCACAUCUCAAGAACUACGAAGCGAAGGGCUAUCUCAAAGUGCGACCCGAGAAGCUUCACUGGACUCCAUUCCUGGUCACUAGGACAUUCCCUCAGUCUGUCGAUCCCACGCUUGCCGAGGGAGAAAGUGGGGGCGACGUUGCUCUGGAGGACGCCAUCGACGCGCAUCCAGCGGGAGGUUUACCAUUGUCCACAGUAAAGCCCGCUCCUGAAGCAACUAUUCAGCAGGCCCCGCAUGGAGAAGUCGUCACCUCUGAUACCCGGGAUUCGCUCACCGAGGGAAGCGACGAUGCCAGGGAGGUCAACGAAUCCGCCGCUCUAGGUCUCUUGACGCCUUCUAAGACGCUUUCUAACGGCGUCGUGGCUCCUGCUGAAGAUGACGAAGAAGGCUCUCCCUCAUCUCGCAAGCGCUUACACGACGAAGGUCAGCCCGACGUGAUCGUGCCGAGCACACAGGUUGAGGACUCAAUCCAGCGGGUGCCACCUCCAGAAGUGAUCAAUGCAAGGCGAAACAAGAGCGGCAUAGCUUCUGCGUCGUCCUCGGGUUUUUCCACGCCGAAGAGAGGCGAAAGAAAGCGAGGUGACCACGUCUUUAUGCUGUCGUCGGCCGACACUGUCUCGCCAAAGAUUCGGCAGCAGCAACAGCAAAGUGGGACAGCAACGCCAGGAGGAAUGGUUUACAUCGACGACGAUCUCGUAGAUGAAGACGCACCUGGCUCGAGCGAUGAGGACGCUCCUGGGUCCGAUGACCCCAUGUUGGAAUGAUUGGAUUGAGUCCUGCUCCCUCCUUCCUCACCGGCCCCUUCUCUCUUGAUAUAUUACUACCAAAUCUACAUCAGCCCCAUGUAUUCUUAUCCCGCUCCUUUGUUGGGAAUCCUCUCGUCUUUACCUGUCCUGACGGAUUCGAGCUGGUUGCGAUUCUGAAAGUGAAGGGGUACGUUGCAAUUGCACACAAAACGCUCCAAAAACGACAAUACGACAGAGGGCAUCCACAAAAG
This is a messenger RNA of Acaromyces ingoldii, 3959 nucleotides long. RefSeq lists its product as hypothetical. Gene Ontology annotation, molecular function: histone acetyltransferase activity. NCBI's taxonomy places the organism in Eukaryota, Fungi, Basidiomycota, Exobasidiomycetes, Exobasidiales, Cryptobasidiaceae. Bases 295 to 3726 code for a protein of 1143 amino acids. The transcript has 6 exons. Gene Ontology annotation, biological process: regulation of DNA-templated transcription. The record is from RefSeq and is a predicted model, not a curated record.